GUCUUAAAGAAUCAAUUCUCACAUUCUCUCUCUUCUUUCUCUCUCAUCUCCACUUCGCUCUUUCUCAUUUCCACCAUUUUCUUGGCAUCUCCAGUUUUUACCUACUGCAAAACCCACUAACAUUUCUAUAUUCACCUUAUCCUUCCCAGAUUCCUUUUUGUCUUUUUGGUUAAACUAUUCUCUUAUUUUUUAAUCAGAAAAUACGUGUUUGCAAGUAUGUAUAGAGUUCUUGAACAACUUUUCCUUCCAAAAAGAAGCAUUUUGGGUGAUAAUUGAUUUUACCGGAUCUGCGAUUACUUUUUGCAUUGUAUAAUUGAUGAAGAGGUAAUUGUUGUUAGGAAUUUAAGUAUGGAUUCUGUAAUUGGUGGUAAGUAUAAGCUGGGUCGGAAGAUCGGCAGUGGAUCUUUUGGGGAGCUUUAUUUAGGUGUGAAUAUACAAAGUGGAGAAGAAGUUGCUGUCAAGCUGUUAAGACGAAGCACCCUCAGCUUCAUUAUGAAUCAAAGCUGUAUAUGCUUCUACAAGGAGGAACGGGAAUUCCCCACCUCAAAUGGUUUGGAGUUGAAGGUGAAUACAGUGCCAUGGUUAUUGAUCUUCUUGGGCCAAGUUUGGAAGACUUGUUUAACUAUUGCAAUAGGAAGUUCACAUUGAAAACAGUCCUAAUGCUGGCAGAUCAGUUGAUUAAUAGGGUUGAAUAUAUGCAUUCAAGAGGAUUUCUUCACCGUGAUAUUAAGCCUGAUAACUUCUUAAUGGGUUUAGGGCGUAAAGCUAAUCAGGUAUAUGCCAUUGACUAUGGUCUUGCCAAGAAGUAUAGAGAUCUUCAUACACAUAAGCACAUACCCUACAGGGAAAACAAAAAUCUCACAGGCACAGCUCGUUAUGCAAGUGUUAACACCCAUCUUGGAGUUGAACAAAGCAGAAGAGAUGAUCUAGAGUCUCUUGGCUACGUGCUUAUGUAUUUUCUGAGGGGAAGUCUUCCAUGGCAAGGUCUGAGAGCUGGCACCAAAAAGCAGAAAUAUGACAAAAUCAGCGAGAAGAAGAUGCUUACACCGAUAGAGGUACUUUGCAAAUCCUAUCAAUCAGAAUUCACAUCAUAUUUUCAUUACUGCCGAUCUUUGCGGUUUGAUGACAAACCAGAUUACUCGUACCUGAAGAGGCUUUUCCGUGACCUUUUCAUUAGAGAAGGUUAUCAAUUUGACUUUGUGUUUGACUGGACGACAUUGAAGUAUCCACAAAUUAGCUCCACUUCAAGAGGACGGCAACCAAUUGGGAGAUUGCCUUUGAACCCAGGACCAUCUAUUGAAAGAGCGGAGAAGCCCCCAGUGGGGCAGGAAAUUAAAGAUAAGUUUUCUGGUGCUGCGGAGGCAUUUGCUCGAAAGAAUGUGUCUGGAACUGGUUUUACGGGGGACCGUUUGAGACAUAGAUCUUCAGAGCAUCUAUCAUCCUCCAGAGAUGUGCAAGCUGAUUCUGAAAGAGGUCGUGUGUCUCGCACCGACAGCACAUCGAGGAGGGCUGUAAUGUCAAGCAGCCGACCAAGCUCCUCUGGUGAACGCACUGAGAAUCGUGCUGGUCGGUUGGGUUCGAGUAGCGGCCGACUGUCCACUUCGCAAAAAAAUCAACCUGGAUUUGAAGCCAAAUCAUCGUCUGUUACUCGUGCUACUGUUGCAAAAGAGAGCAGGGACCAUGCCCUGAGGAGCUUUGAGCUGCUGACUAUUGGCACAGGGAGAAGGAAAUAAGACUGAUGUUUUAAAAAUCUGCCCCAUCAAGGUAGCAAACUUCCAAAAUGGCAUUUUAAGCAUUCUUAUCAUCGGCAUUUGUCCCCAGCUAAUGUGAAAUUCUCAUAACUGGUUUCACCUAAUAUAGGAACGCCAAAUUGGCGCUCUUGAUUAUGUUCUUCCCAGCUUCCUUGUGCCUAGCCAAACAACCAGAGAAGGUUUUUUGUGCUUGUUUAUUUGAGACCCGUUGGAGUCAAUAUACUCCAUGUCUGUAUACAUUGCUCCAUGCAGCUAGUUCGUGCUUGUGCAGAUAGUUCCAUUAUUUCAGGGAGCUGUGAGUUCAAGUAC
Solanum verrucosum is the source of this 2060-nucleotide messenger RNA. Its product is annotated as casein kinase 1-like protein 10. Gene Ontology annotation, biological process: signal transduction; peptidyl-serine phosphorylation; endocytosis. The transcript is spliced from 14 exons. Lineage: Eukaryota; Viridiplantae; Streptophyta; Magnoliopsida; Solanales; Solanaceae. The record is from RefSeq and is a predicted model, not a curated record. Bases 510 to 1733 code for a protein of 407 amino acids. Gene Ontology annotation, cellular component: nucleus; cytoplasm. Gene Ontology annotation, molecular function: protein serine/threonine kinase activity; ATP binding.